AUCAAUACUCACAACAAUAUUUUGUCACCAAACAGAGUUCAAAUCAACAAUCAGCAUUGGAAAGCGUUGACGUUGGAAUACAACGAGCGCCAAGCCCUCCUUCCCAACAAUGAAGGUUAUUUCAGGACCGAAAAAGCUCUUCUCGAGAAAUAUGGUACUAUGAAAACAACGUAUCAGAACAAAAAGGAGACCAUUAAGUCGACCGGUUCGGGAGGUGGCCCACUUCUUGGGUACCUUCAAAAAAUGCAAGCACAACACGGCCGCUCCGCUAAAAGAGUUAAGAAAGGGGUAUUUAGAUGACUUUAAAACCCUUCUUGACAGAACUGAUAUGUAUAAUAUUUGCAGCAGCUGCGACGUCGAAAUGAUUGGAACAAGUCUUCUGUUUCAGUUGGCAGCACCAAAAAGCAACAGUUGUUGCAUGGGAUGUUACAAGCUGGAUGGAUUUCUUUCUUCAGGCCAGGAUAAAUCCGACUUCAAUAUGUGGUUGAAAACCCACAAAAUACCUAAUAAUGAUCGACCGCCGGUGUUGUCAGAAGAAACGCUGACAAAACGAUUGGGCGCCCGAAGAAAGGGCAUGAAAAUCCGUAUCUCUAAAAAAAAAAGCAACGGAUCCAAACUUGCUUCAGUCGAACAACUAAAAAAAAUGUGCAAAGAAAGUCAGUAUCGAUGCAUAAUUACCGGGUGUCAAAUCGCUUUUCACGAUGUUAAAAAGCAAAGAUACCCAUAUUGGGCACUCUCCAUCGACCAUAAGUUCCCAUUAACGCACUGCAGAAAUGAUCCCUUCGCCUGGACCAUUGGCAAUCUCCAAGCCAUGGCCGGCAGCAUUAAUGCUAUUAAGGGUGAUCUGUCAGAUGACGAAGUUAAACGUUGGUACGAUCGGUACUUUGAUAAAAAUUGUAAAUAA
Molecule: messenger RNA, 904 nt
Organism: Mucor mucedo
Lineage: Eukaryota; Fungi; Mucoromycota; Mucoromycetes; Mucorales; Mucoraceae
Exons: 4
Coding region: 329-904 (191 amino acids)
Source: RefSeq, a predicted model, not a curated record